AUGGAAAAGUCCCUUGAUGAUGAAGAUUUUGACAUUCCUGGGGAAAAAGAAUAGCAUUUUUUUUUAAAAAAAAAAUAUUUAUUCAGUAUAAUAAAAUAUAUGUCAAUCAUAGACACACUUACACGUCAAAUAGCAGAGGUAAAAAAGCAGAUCGAAAAGGCCCAAAAUGUAAAUAAAACCAAAGCUUUAGAGCUCCAGCGGGCUAAAGACCAAAGAAAAGCAAGACUGGUGCUCAACUGUUUGAAGCUAAAAAAGCAGGUCUAUGACCUAAAAGCAUUUUUGGAUGAAAAUAGAAAACAAUGAGCUUUGGAUAUAAGGGAACGCCAGACUACGAUUUUGGUAAGAGUUAUUUAGCAAUAUAGUACUUAUUUAAAGCAAGAACGAUAUCUAAAAGUCAAAUAUUUAAGUGAGAUAGAACAAGCUCUGAUAAUCCCAACUCUUAUUCAGCUCAAUUUAAACAAAAAUUCAAAACUUCAAGGGAUUUUUGCCUCUAUUCAGGAGGAAGAGACCACUGGGAAUUAUAUACCGACUUUAAGCUUGGAACCAAGUGAGGUAACUCAAGGAAAAAUAGAGGAAAACGAGGAAAGAUAUUUAAGCUCACAUUUAAAAGCAGCUAUUGAAGGUAGCCAGAGCACAGAAAAGCCAGAAAUGACCAAUUCGCUUCAGUCUAAUGUGGAGGAUAUCAGAAGAGAUUUAAGGAGAUUUAUCAAUAAAAUGAAAAGCAGCGACUUAGAGGAUGGCGUAAGCUAUUUACUUAAAGAUUCUGUGAUGGAAAGUAUAUCUAGCUCAUCAAUUGAUUUGAAAAUAUUAGAUAGCUCGAAAGCAGAGAAAAUGAAGCUAUUUCAAGCUUUUCCUUCAGGGGAAAAUAUUUCCUCGAUACAAAAUUCUAAGUCAUUUGGGCAUAAUAGUGUGUUUUCAUUUAGCAAUCCUGAUUUCACAAUUCCGAUUCCUGAAGAUAUUAAUAUCAAUGGAAAAUCUGUCAAAAAUAGACUAAAAAUUGAUAAUGACUUUUCAUAGUAUCAGCAAAAUAAUUAUAUUUUUAUAUAAAAUAAAAGGAAUUUAAAAAAAAAUAAUUAAUUUCUUUUCAAGUGAUUGAAAAAUCGAUAAUGAGUUAUGAGCAAUGAAAUUUACAAAUCAAUCAGAAGACGAAAACGAAAGGAAGCCUGCAGUUUUGGACUCUUCAGUACACAAAAGAAAACCUCCUAGAAAGCUAAAAGAAGUCGUUCAUGGUUCUGAAAGCUCAGAAGAAUUCAGCUCGAUGUAUUCAAUGAGUAACAAUAAUUUUAUUUCAUAUCAAAUUAAUGAUUCUAAUGAGCAUCAUGAAGAAAAACACAAUGAAGAAUACAAUGGGACUGAACAAGAAGAAAGACACCCGCUCUCAGUGAAAUGCACACAGACUGAAAAAACUAAAAAAAGUAGCUUGAAAAAGAUUUUUUGCUGUUUUUGUAAGUAA
This is a messenger RNA of Blepharisma stoltei, 1453 nucleotides long. Lineage: Eukaryota; Ciliophora; Heterotrichea; Heterotrichida; Blepharismidae. The record is from the annotation of a GenBank genome assembly.